GUCUGAAUGAAGGGCGCCUGGAAACAGACGACACACAUUACAGUGUGCGCUGCGUGCUCGCGCUCAAACCGUGCAGAGAGAGAGACGCGAUUCCGCAAGCGCUCCGAGACGGACGACGCAGCGACGCUGUGCUCCACACAGAUACCUAUAACCUGGGGGAAAAGUUUAUACGCGCAGAUCCAGACAUCCUCCGUGCGUGAGAUACGCAUUCAAGGACACUGAGGAAGCCAUGGAAAGUUAACAUCUCGAGGAUUUUCUGCUAUGAUCCCAAACCCUGAGUUUCUGAUGGACUUUGGAGCAACUUGGUGAUCGCAAGAGUUUUUCAGUGACUUUUAAAAGACAAAAACGCGCACAGUCCACGAUUAGACUGCUCUUUUUUGGGGGCUGUGGAAGGAUUGUUUGGGGACUUGUAUGCACGUAUUGCAGGUUGAUGGUGCUAACAUGCUCGCCUGCAUGCUGGAGUGAGUUGGUGUUGAAGAAAAACCCGACGCGAGCAACAGCUGGAAAGGAUUUUCCUCCCGUGUAAUUGGGUGAAAGUCGGUGGUGGACUAAACAGGCCUGGGUUUCAGGUUUUUUUUUUUUUACCACAAUUACAAAAAAAAGUACAACGCAUUGUCUUCAACUUUUCUUCCGAUUGUCCAGUAACGACGGCUUUGGCCAGAAUGCCGCGGUGUGCGGAACGUGUGCGCUUCUUCCUCGCGACUUUGUGCCUUUUGUGCUUCAGCCCGAGCGGCGCUCAGUACCAUGGUGAGAAGGGCAUCUCGAUCCCGGAGCACGGAUUCUGCCAGCCCAUCUCCAUUCCUCUGUGCACGGACAUUGCGUACAAUCAGACCAUCAUGCCCAACCUUCUGGGUCACACCAACCAGGAGGACGCAGGGCUGGAGGUGCACCAGUUCUACCCGCUGGUGAAAGUGCAGUGCUCGGCUGACCUCAAGUUCUUCCUGUGCUCCAUGUACGCGCCCGUGUGCACGGUGCUGGAGCAGGCCAUCCCGCCGUGUCGCUCUCUGUGCGAGCGGGCCAGGCAGGGCUGUGAGGCGCUCAUGAACAAGUUCGGCUUCCAGUGGCCCGAGCGCCUGCGCUGCGAGAACUUCCCGGUACACGGCGCGGGUGAGAUCUGCGUGGGCCAGAACACGUCAGAGGCCGGAAGUCCGACGUCCGACCCGACACCGUACGUGCCCGACCUGAUCACACUGCCGCCCAAUGCAGGUAGAAACCCUCAGCAGUUCACUUGCCCGCUGCAGCUCAAAGUGCCCUCGUACCUCAACUACUACUUCAUGGGCGAGAAGGACUGCGGCGCGCCGUGUGAGCCCUCCAAGCCCAACGGGCUCAUGUACUUCCGGGAAGAAGAGGUGAAGUUUGGACGCCUCUGGGUGGGCAUCUGGUCCAUUCUGUGCUGCGUGAGCACCCUCUUCACUGUGCUCACCUAUCUGGUGGACAUGAGGCGAUUCCGCUAUCCGGAGAGGCCCAUCAUCUUCCUGUCCGGCUGCUAUUUCAUGGUGGCCGUGGCCUACGCAGCGGGCUUCUUCCUUGAGGACAAAGUGGUUUGCAUCGACAAAUUCAACGAGGAUGGUUACAAGACGGUGGCGCAGGGUACAAAGAAGGAAGGAUGCACCAUCCUCUUCAUGAUCCUCUACUUCUUCGGCAUGGCGAGCUCCAUCUGGUGGGUCAUCCUGUCCCUCACGUGGUUCCUCUCAGCCGGCAUGAAGUGGGGCCACGAGGCCAUCGAGGCCAACUCGCAGUACUUCCAUCUGGCAGCGUGGGCCGUUCCUGCGGUCAAGACCAUCACUAUCCUCGCCAUGGGUCAGGUGGACGGAGACCUGCUGACGGGCGUGUGCUAUGUGGGCAUAUACAGCGUGGCGUCUCUGCGGGGCUUCGUCCUGGCGCCGCUCUUCGUUUACCUCUUCAUCGGCACGUCGUUCCUUCUAGCAGGCUUCGUGUCGCUCUUCCGUAUCCGCACCAUCAUGAAGCACGACGGCACGAAGACUGAGAAGCUGGAGAAGCUCAUGGUGCGCAUCGGGGUGUUCAGCGUGCUCUACACUGUGCCCGCUACCAUCGUGAUCGCCUGCUACUUCUACGAGCAGGCUUUCCGCGAGCACUGGGAAAAGACGUGGCACAUGCAGACGUGCAAGCGCUUCGCUGUGCCCUGCCCGGCCGGCAACUUCGCGCCCAUGUCGCCCGACUUCACCGUGUUCAUGAUCAAGUACCUGAUGACCAUGAUCGUGGGUAUCACGUCCGGAUUCUGGAUCUGGUCCGGCAAAACGCUGCAGUCGUGGCGCAGGUUUUAUAAAAGACUCAGUAACAGUAACCAGGGCGAGACGACUGUAUGAAAACAGGACACGACCCUUAGAGUGAAACACAAGACUAAAAUUUUGAGGAAAUUGGUUUGCCGAGCCUGGACGACACUUUUUUUUUUUUUUUUUGAAUUAUUAUUAUUUUUAAAUUUCUGAGACCUUUUCUUUUAAACGAGCCCAAACACAAAGCUGAAGCGUUGUGUGCUUAAUAACCAUGCUUUCCAGCAAAGCCGCUUUGGCUUCUGGAGAAAUUCAAUUGUAUGGACACUUAAAAAAAAAAAAGUGCCAGCAUGUUUCCCCAAACUUAUGGCUCACUCGCCUUUGUUUCCUUCAUGUGAAAGAAAGAUUUGGACUUUGCCUCUAUGUACCAGUAUAUUUUACACAUGUGAUCUGCACAUUUAAGGCCUACAUUUCAGCAUAGUACAUGUAGCGCGCAUUACUGUGGAAUCGUGAUUUUUUUUUUAACCCACGAAUAUUGACCAUGUUUUGCUUUUCAGAUGUAUCCUCUCUCGUCUUCUAUGGACUUGUAUGACUUUCAGAGCCACCCGCUGACAAUCAUGCAUCGUUCAUGUGGCACAAAAGCGCGUUGGGUUUGGGGUUGGAGAGCUACAUGCAUGUGUCCAGCUGGGAAAUUAUGCAAGCUCCUUUAAAACUGCGUAACUUGUAAAUAAUCACCCUUUCUUAAAGAAUAUAUGUAUUUAUGAAGAUAAUCUUGUUGUUUUUUACUUGAUUUUUUUUAAAACAGAAAAUUGGUAAGAGGACAUUUGUAUAUGUACAGUUUCACUGAAUAAAACGAUUAGAUUUUUAAUGA
Messenger RNA from Pangasianodon hypophthalmus (striped catfish), 3102 nucleotides. It is a transcript of the gene fzd7a, whose product is annotated as frizzled class receptor 7a. Gene Ontology annotation, cellular component: plasma membrane. The record is from RefSeq and is a predicted model, not a curated record. Gene Ontology annotation, molecular function: Wnt-protein binding; Wnt receptor activity. Gene Ontology annotation, biological process: non-canonical Wnt signaling pathway; canonical Wnt signaling pathway. NCBI's taxonomy places the organism in Eukaryota, Metazoa, Chordata, Actinopteri, Siluriformes, Pangasiidae. The transcript has a single exon. The coding region runs from base 663 to 2327 and encodes 554 amino acids.